Molecule: messenger RNA, 1450 nt
Organism: Pristis pectinata (smalltooth sawfish)
Lineage: Eukaryota; Metazoa; Chordata; Chondrichthyes; Rhinopristiformes; Pristidae
Gene: wash1
Product: WAS protein family homolog 1
Exons: 10
Coding region: 197-1414 (405 amino acids)
Biological process (GO): endocytic recycling; Arp2/3 complex-mediated actin nucleation; exocytosis
Cellular component (GO): recycling endosome; early endosome; WASH complex
Molecular function (GO): gamma-tubulin binding; alpha-tubulin binding
Source: RefSeq, a predicted model, not a curated record
GAGGUGAGGUGACGGAGGUUAGAACAGGGGAUAGAGGUUAAUGAAUGGGUGUAUGGGACUGCGGCUGAGUUGACGAUGGCACCAAAAUCACAAGCAUGAGACACAGCCAGCUUCACAAGCCAAAUUUGUUAGCGUGAACGUAAAUAAUGCGCGAGGAAGCUGCCUGUGGGCCCAAGUUUUCCAACAUUGAAUUAAAAUGACGCAGAAGUACUUCACUGAAGGACAGGUAUACACUGUUCCGAUCAUCCAGUCGGACUUGCGUCGAGAGGAAGCUAUCCACCAGAUCAGUGAUGCCCUUCAGUAUCUCCAGAAAAUCUCCAAUGAUGUGUUCACUAGGGUUUCCCAAAACGUGGAGAGUAACCAAACUCGCCUGAGGUCUAUCAGUGACCGGAUCAACCUGGCACAAGCCAAGAUCAAGAAAAUCAAAGGCAGCAAGAAAGCCACUAAAGUCUUUUCAAGUGCAAAAUACCCUGCACCUGACAGGCUUCAGGAUUAUGUUUCAAUUUUCACUGGUGUAGAUGACUCCACUUUGCAGAAGCGUCCACGCUACAAGAUUCACAGCAAGCUGAAACCACUGGAUGAGAAGGCAGUACAGGAGAAAGCAAAGCUUUAUCCUGUGUAUUUGAACACUAAGUCACAGGAGGACAAUGAGACGGAGGAAGGGCUGGGAAGCCUUCCUCGAAAUAUCAGCUCCAUCAGUUCUCUUCUGCUUUUCAACACAACUGAGAACCCCUACAAGAAAUAUGUUCUAUUAGAUCCAUUAGCCGGUGCUGUGACAAAAACUCACACUGCGCUAGAGACUGAGAAAGAGGAGAAGCCAUUUGAUGCACCACUCUCUAUCACCAAGAGGGAACAGCUUGAAAGACGGACAACUGAGAAUUAUUUCUAUGUACCUGACCUGGGUCAGGUCCCAGAGAUAGAUGUACCAUCCUACCUGCCAGACUUGCCUGGCAUCGCAGAUGACCUCAUGUAUAGUGCUGAUCUAGGUCCGGGUAUUGCACCCUCUGUACCAGGAAGCAAUAUGCCUGAACUGCCCAGUUUCAAUACGGAACCAGUUUACACAAAUGGCCCAGAUCAACAGAAUACUAAUCUUCCAGUGCCAUCUGCAGAACUCCCUCCGCCUGAACUAUUGACGCCAAUGAGUGGUCCUCCACCGCCCCCACCACCGCCACCACCUCCACCUCCAGUUGAGCCUACCAGUAGUCAGCUACCAGAUGGUAUUGUUCAGGGAGCACCUCAGGAAGUUGUAAAACCCUCAAAUGGAAGAGCCAGUCUGCUGGAAUCUAUCCGGCAGGCAGGAGGAAUUGGGAAAGCCAAGCUGCGCAAUGCAAAAGCUAUUAAAAUGGAAAAGAAAAAACAGAAAGAACAAGAACAAGGUGGAACAAGGGAAGGAGGGGGGGAAUCUGAUGUCUGAUCUCUUCAACAAGCUUGCAAUGAGGAGAAAAGGUAU